This is a messenger RNA of Pipistrellus kuhlii (Kuhl's pipistrelle), 1568 nucleotides long. RefSeq names its product transmembrane 6 superfamily member 1 (gene TM6SF1). Lineage: Eukaryota; Metazoa; Chordata; Mammalia; Chiroptera; Vespertilionidae. The coding region runs from base 181 to 1293 and encodes 370 amino acids. Gene Ontology annotation, cellular component: lysosomal membrane. The transcript is spliced from 10 exons. The record is from RefSeq and is a predicted model, not a curated record.
ACCCGGCGGCGCAGCGGUCUGAGUGCCCCGGGGGCCCCUGAGUAGGAGGACCGCGCCCCCCAGGUCUGCGCGGCCGCCCUGCGCCCCGAUCGGAGCGGACGGACGCUCGGGCGCGCGGACGGGCGGACGGACGGCGCGCGGAGGGGGCGCUUGCCCGCGGGGCGGCCGCGGGCGGCGGCGAUGAGCGCGACGGCGGCCACCGGCGUCUUCGUGCUGUCCCUCUCGGCCAUCCCGGUCACCUACGUCUUCAACCACCUGGCGGCGCAGCACGACUUCUGGACAAUUGUAGGGGUUGCUGCCCUCAUCCUGCUCCUGGUGGCCCUGUUGGCUCGAAUCCUCGUCAAGAGAAAGCCACCCCGGGACCCGCUGUUCUAUGUGUACGCGGUGUUCGGCUUCACCAGCGUGGUGAACCUCAUCAUCGGCCUGGAGCAGGACGGGGUCAUCGACGGGUUCAUGACGCACUACCUGCGGGAGGGCGAACCGUACCUGAACACGGCGCACGGCCACAUGGUCUGCUACUGGGACGGCUCCGCCCACUACCUCAUGUACCUGGUGAUGGUGGCGGCCAUCGCAUGGGAGGAAAGUUACAGAAACAUCGGCCUGUACUGGGUCGGAUCGAUAAUGAUGAGCAUGGUGGUUUUUGUACCGGGAAACAUUGUAGGGAAGUUUGGGACACGCAUCUGCCCUGCUUUCAUCUUAAGCAUCCCGUACACAUGUCUCCCUGUCUGGGCCGGUGUCAGGAUCUAUAAUCAGCAGCCGGAAUAUUGCCAUUACCCGUCCAAGGUUGUUCAAGAGGUCCAAGCAAAGGACCUGCUGAGAAGACCAUUGGACUUCCUGCUGGUCAUAUGCCUCCUCCUGGCAACUGGAUUUAGCCUGUUUAGAGGCUUGAUCGCUCUGGAUUGCCCCGCCGAGCUCUGCCGCGUGUACACCCAGUUCCAGGAGCCUUAUCUGAAGGACCCUGCCGCGUACCCCAAGAUCCAGAUGCUGGUGCACCUCUUCUAUUCCGUCCCGUACUUCCUGGUGGCGCUCUACGGGCUGGUGGUGCCCGGAUGCUCCUGGAUGCCCGACCUCAGCCUGCUUCACGCGGGAGGCCUGGCGCAGGCUCAGUUCUCCCACAUCGGUGCUUCUCUCCAUGCCAGAACUGCUUACACCUACAGAGUGCCCGAGGAAGCCAAGAUCCUCUUCCUGGCAUUGAACAUGGCCUACGGGGCGCUGCCCCAGCUGCUGGCCUACCGCUGCGUCUGCGCGCCCGAGUUCUUCCUGAAGGCAAGGGCGGAGGAGAAGGCCGAGUGAGGGCAGACACGACUUCCCGCGGCUCUUCUCGCGGGAUCUGGAGACCCUGGUUCUGGGGUUUUGUCUCAUUCCACUCCCUUCCGUUCUGCACUGAGUAUGUGAGCUAUCUAUGGGGCUGCGUGGGUCAACUUGUUUUUAUUUUUUGAAGGAAAGCUGAAGUUAUUGAGAGAAACAGUUUAAAGAGAUAUAUUCAAUUUUUUUUUUUUUUGAAUAAACUUGACCGUCUCAAUGUUCUGUUUGCACAUACUACAUAUGCGUGAAACAUGACUGUUCAG